AGUGCCAGCCCCCUUGCUAACAGCAAUCUUCUGAUGGAGGAGGAAGAUGAUAUGGACAAUGUGAAAGAGCAUCUUUAUAAAGUUCUUGUAAUAGGCGAAUAUGGAGUAGGCAAGACCUCUAUAAUAAGAAGAUAUACAGAAGGAUAUUUUUCUCCAAACUACAAGCUCACUAUUGGAGUAGACUUUGCCCUCAAGGUCAUUCACUGGGACCCAAAGACCAAGAUUAACCUUCAACUCUGGGAUGUAGCAGGUCAUGAAAGAUUUGGUCACAUGACUAGAGUUUAUUACAAAUAUGCGAUAGCUGCUGUGAUUGUUUUUGAUGUGUCAAGGCCAGCAACAUUUGAAGCAGUAUUUAAGUUCCCAACAUCAGCAAAGGAAGACAAAAAUAUAGAUGAAGCUAUGAGAUUUCUUGUUCAAUCAAUACUGAGUCUUUCUGGUAAGAUACCAAGACCUCUUAUGACCAGGGACUGCAUAUCACUUUCCAGUAGUCGAAGCGGUACUCCAGCAUCAGAAAUAGGUGGCUACAUGGUAGACUACAGCUAUGCAUACCCCACAGAUGAAUCAUACAACCAGGAAUAUAUACCACAGAAAAAGAAAAGCUGCUGCUAGUAUUUAUUUGUUAAGUUUGGCGCGCUCAUAAAGUGAUCUCAAAGGUCUUGAAGGUAUCCCAAUACCUUAUAGAGAAACGAUAAUAUCUAUAUUGUAAAAACUGUAUAUUAUGGUGCAUUAAUAAUAGGUUUAAAUAUGUGCAUAAUAUAUUAGGUGUUUUAGAUUGAGAUCCAUAAAAUAAUUUACAACUUCCAUGCAUGUCUAACAUACCUGUAAGUAUGUACAUGCACUCUUAUGCCUGCAAUUUAUAGAAGUUAUGUUAUGAUGUUUUACCUUUCUCCAUGACUACAACCAUUUCUUUUUACUUUUUAAAUACCAUAUUAUACAGCUAUUUCAAAAAAGGUUGGUGACGGUUUUGUUGCAUGUUGCAUGCUGAAAACCAAGCAAGAAAGGUCACAACAAUAUGAAAUUUAAAGAUGUGAACUUUUCCAUCAAGCUUUCUUUGAAAAAGAUUUCCCAGCUCCAGAAAAAUUUGCUUUAUGAAACACAGUUUACAUCUUUAAUAACUUUCCAAGCAACAAAAUUAUCUUGCUGCAGUUUUGCCAACUCCUACAUUUUAAUGGCUUGUUGUGAAAUUGGUUUUCAUAAAUUAUUCAUGGCCAAUCAUAGAUAUGAGGAAUCGACUGAUUAUUUUUGAUUGACAGCAGCGAAAAAACAGAUUUCAGUGUGCAGCACACCACUGCCAAGUUCGCAGAAGAUUGAAAACUGUAGUAACACUAGCCUUCUCUACAGGCUACUCACUAAGGUUUUUGUUGGUUUUGUUUUUUGUUGCUGUUUGAGAGGGAUGGGUAUCCUGUGGUGAAAACAAGGAAAACUAAAGCAAGCGGGGGAGGGAAAGAAAAGAGUGAGUAGCAUCUCCUCUCUCACUCUUCUUUACCAGUAUAGGAAAAGAGAGAGAAGAGAGAAAAAAGCAGAGGCCUGCGGAGGAGGCUACAGUAACACUAAAAUAAAAAAAUUUCCUAAACUUUAAAUGCACUUAAUUUCUUUUGAAAUAAUUUAUAUUUUAUAUUUGAGUAUACUAAAUUUCAAAUUUAGUAAGCAACAUGCAACAUUUUUUGAAAUGGCUAUAUAUGUCUAGUUUGAUUCAAAUAUUUUUAAUAUUGCUUUUCAUAAUUACUAAACAAUACCAUUUAAGUUUGAAUACACCAUCAGAAUCUCUAAGAUUAGAUAAUAUACUGUGUUACAAUGUAGAUCCAAAUCUUAUUUGUAUUUAUAAUUUUGUAAAAAAUUCUAAAUGAUUUCAAUAAUUUAUUAUUACUGAAAUUAGUAUAUGUAAUAGGACUCCAUGCUGUCCAAAUAAGAAAUAAUUGGACGAGGAAAAUUCCGAGGGCUGACAAAAUUGGUUGAGGCUGUAGGCCGAGUCCAAGUUGGCAGUCAGAGGAAUUUUUCAAGUCUAAUUAUUUCUUGAUUGGGGAGAAUGAAAUCCCAUUACCUAUUAAUUAUAUAGCUGCCUAAUUAAUCCCAUAUCAACAAGACCAGUCCAAUUAAGAAUAUAAUUGGACAGUUACCUAUAUGGGAUUAAUGAGAAGCUGUAUAAUUAUUAUAGUUAGUAAUAAAAAUAAAAAAAUUUUGCAUGUAUGUCCCAGCUCGCGCCAUAUAGCCUGUAGUUAUGACAGGUCUUAGACCAUAAUUAUUGUAGUUGGAAAAUUCAUAUUUUGGGUAAUAAAAAGGCCUCAACCUAG
Molecule: messenger RNA, 2291 nt
Organism: Actinia tenebrosa (Australian red waratah sea anemone)
Lineage: Eukaryota; Metazoa; Cnidaria; Anthozoa; Actiniaria; Actiniidae
Product: ras-related protein Rab-38
Biological process (GO): endosome to lysosome transport; phagosome-lysosome fusion
Cellular component (GO): trans-Golgi network; late endosome; phagocytic vesicle
Molecular function (GO): GTP binding; GTPase activity
Source: RefSeq, a predicted model, not a curated record